AGCUAUAUAUGACAUAUAGGAAUGAUUCUAGACUUGAGAUCAUAAACUCUGACUAUCCUACUAAUUUUCUUGCCUGAACUCAUCAUAAAAGUUAUUUCCUGAGCGAGCUGCUUUUUCAUCGGCUUUCUCUGUUCCUGAAUACAUAUUGACCAAUAAGCUUCCGUGUAUAGCGCAGCCGAAGCCGGCCGUUAUGACGAAGCUGGAUGCCUGAGGCUUGUCCAUGGAAAAGUUCGAGAUAGGUCUCGAAAAAAAGAGAAGCACGAGCUAUUCCGCUAGUUGCUCGUGACGUUUCACUCUUCCCUCGUUGCACCUUUUGCAUUUCUCUGUAUUUUUUUUUUAGAGUCAGAUGAAUUCUUGCAGUUCAAGAUGAAUCCUAGUUUGAUAUCAAAGGCCGCCGCUCCUGCGCGUGUGCUGGCGCAAAAUGCACCUAAGAUUCAGUGUUUAAAGAAAGGUGCCCAGCUUCACACUGCGGCAUGGCGGGCCGGCUCUCAAAACCAAUCUUCUUUGAGGAAGAGGACUCGAGCUCCUUCAGCGAAGCGGUUGUUCCAUGCUACAAAUGCCGUCCAGCAGAAGGAUCCUUACCAGGCUCUUGGUGUUAGUAAGAGCGCAUCGGCCGGCGAGAUUAAGAAGGCAUACUACGGCCUAGCGAAAAAGUUCCAUCCCGAUACGAAUAAGGACCCCCAGGCCAAGGAUAAGUUCGCCGAUAUUCAAUCCGCAUACGAGAUUCUGUCCGACCCCAAGAAGCGCGAGCAGUACGACCAAUUCGGCGCCGCUGGCUUCGAUCCCAGCGGGGGAGGUGCCCCAGGUGGUGGUGGCGGUUUCGGUGGAGGGCAUCCAUUCUCUGGCUUUGGAGGAUUUGGUACACAAGGAGGAUUCGGCGGCUUUGGCGGACAGGGAGGUUUCGGAGGUGGUGUCAACUUCGAGGAUAUAUUUUCAGCAUUUACCGGACAACAAGGCUUUGGCCGCCGUGGACGACAGCAAGCUCAUCAGCAGGAGAUCUUGGUCGGUGACAAUGUCGAAGUUCAAGCUACUAUCAGCUUUAUGGAGGCGGCGAAAGGCACCAGCAAGACGAUUUCGCUCACACCACUCAGCACAUGCGGUACAUGCAAGGGUAACGGCCUGAAAGCCGGCACAUCGAGGAGUGCCUGCAGUGCUUGUGAUGGAACUGGAACUCGAGUACACUUCAUGCAGGGUGGCUUCCAAAUGGCAUCUACUUGCGGAACUUGUGAGGGUACCGGUACGGUUAUUCCCAAGGGAGCUGAGUGCAAGACAUGCUCAGGAGAUGGUGUUGUGAGGGAGAGAAAGUCAAUCACGGUGGAUAUCCCUGCCGGUAUCGAGGAUGGUAUGCGACUUCGAGUUGACGGUGCUGGUGACGCGCCUGCUACUGGCCGAUCUUCCGACCCCAAUGCUCGUGGCCAGAACGGAGAUCUAUACGUCUUUAUCCGAGUUGCCAAGGACCCCAAGUUCCGUCGAGACGGCUCCAACAUUCUUUACACUGCCAAUAUUCCUCUUACAACUGCCUUACUGGGUGGCCAUGCAGAGAUCCCUACUCUGGAUGGAACAGUCAAUGUCAAAGUUGCCACUGGUACCAAUACUGGUGACAAGAUCACACUUCCUGGUAUGGGAAUGAAGCGUCUCGGUUCUCGACGUGGUGUCAACGGUGAUCUCCGGGUCGAAUACCGAGUCAGUAUGCCCAAGUAUCUGACGGCCAACCAGCGAACUAUCGUUGAGUUGCUUGCCGACGAAAUGGGUGAUAAGACCGCCAAGCGUGUGAUGGGCGUCGGUUCUUCAAGGUAAGGCACUGAUUGCAGCCUGAUCAAUUUGAGCAUUUGAUACUGACCAUUCAAGGGACCCAAAUGACCCUGAAUCGCACAAGAAUGAGGGCUUCCUCAAAUCGCUUUGGCACACACUGACCAAUAAUCCCGCUCACCAAAAGGCGGAUGAUGAUUCAAGCGAGAAUGACGGCUCAAGCAAGAAAUCUGAUGAUAAGGAUAAGAAAUAAAUAACUUCCGACUGAUGAUGAUAUGUAUCAUAUACUGGGGGUAUUAUUAAAAUUAGAGUGGGAGAAGCGCAUUUGUUGGUGUUCAAAAGGUUCAUAUUUUUUGUAUGGCGUCGGUGGAGGGUUAUGAUAGCCCAACUACUCAUGUAGAUCUGCCAACUACAUCAGAUCUGUUGUAUACUAAUCCUGUAGUAUAGAAGAGGAGCUGGGAAGCUCCAACGAGGCCACUCUCCUCAUUGAAUUGCAUUUCAAGUCACUUGAAGGCGCACGUUGGAUGAAUGAUACUACGAAUACGUCACGCGGUCUACGUCAAUAAUACACGUUCAGGUUGAACUUACCGUGCUGAAAACCGGCGUCUCCAGAGUCGAGUGAGGCAUGAAACCUGGGGGCACCUUGUCUGACUUGAUUAGAGUCCAAACCGUUCAUCAUAAUUAUUUAACUCACAUACCAGCGCGACAUUGUGUAGUGUAGCCGUGUCCCUUCGUGCUGUCUUCCCAAUAAACUCCCGCGAAAUACCAAGGUCUCUAGCCGAUGGGCUUGAGCUUCUUCUUCUUUUUCUUCUCGCCACCCGAUCCUUUCUGGAAUUGUCGCCAGCUGCUGAUCCGCUCAUCCCGGGUGGCUUCCCAAUCCUGUUCAUGCUGUCGCUUGCGCUUACGCUCUUC
Messenger RNA from Fusarium odoratissimum NRRL 54006, 2661 nucleotides. Its product is annotated as molecular chaperone DnaJ. The record is from RefSeq and is a predicted model, not a curated record. Lineage: Eukaryota; Fungi; Ascomycota; Sordariomycetes; Hypocreales; Nectriaceae. Gene Ontology annotation, biological process: protein refolding; response to heat. Bases 367 to 1797 code for a protein of 476 amino acids. The transcript has 2 exons. Gene Ontology annotation, molecular function: ATP binding; heat shock protein binding. Gene Ontology annotation, cellular component: cytoplasm.